AUGGCAGCCGAACAAGAUGACACUAGUUGUCCUGAACCAACAGAUGUCUCAGAUCAGCUUUCUAUUGCUGUCCCACCGGACGCAGAGAUAGAAAGUUAUAGUCCAGUAAUCCUGGACCCCAAUUUUAGCCACAAAGUUGGCAACAUAACGAGCAAAUCGCUCACCCAAGGUCAUAACAAUGACACCACUUGUUUAUCAGAAAACAACAAUGCCAAUGGCGGAAAGAACCUUUCCGAAGUUGAACCCCAGCCUAGCCAGGAUAGUGCAGAGCACUUACCGUUUGAUCCUGUGGCUGAACUCCUAGUUGGGAGCCUUCUACGGUAUUUAAAGAAUUUUUAGAGACAAAUUUUUGUCCCAGUCUCUCCUCAUCACAAAUCUUUAGUAUUUUGGAAGAAACGUCUCUUCCUGAUUUAGAUGUGUUUACAACGCCAAAACUUGAUAAACCUAUCGCGGAUCAAAUUCCAAAAAAUUAUAAAAUGUCGGUUGAAAACUGUGAUAAAGAACUGAUAAAAGUUCAGAGACAUGUCCUAAACGUGAGGGCUCCAUUGACAGCCCUCUAUGAUCUGCUAGAAAGCAAACAAGAAUUAUCACAUGAUCAAAUGUUAAGCCUUGUUGAACAGGCCAUUUGUUUGCUAGGGAAUGCAGCAAAUUCCCUUUCGGUAUUGCGUAGAACUAAGAUUCUAUACGCUAUAAAUCUGGCAAAGAUUUCGCUUGCAGAAGCCCCUUUUGCAAAUGCAGGAAAGCAGUUGUUUGGCAAGGACAUUACGAAAAUAGCAGCUGAUAGAGCUGACAUUGUUAGAAAUCUACAAAAAAACUAA
Molecule: messenger RNA, 818 nt
Organism: Paramuricea clavata
Lineage: Eukaryota; Metazoa; Cnidaria; Anthozoa; Malacalcyonacea; Plexauridae
Source: the annotation of a GenBank genome assembly